CACCAAACUUUGCAUCUUCUCCCUUCUUCAGCAACAAAACACAGCACAGCAGCCAUGGACCAACCCAAACCCCCGGUGGGACGGUUUUUGGUUGCGUUGGGGAGACAUGCGUAUCGGCGAAGUCAUGUGCGAUUUAUGUUUGAAAAGGAGCGUUUGAUGGCCUUGUUACGGCGGUGUAUCUGCGGGGAGAUGGAUGCGUAUGAGAGCAGUGAUGCGGUAUUUGGGGUCAAGGAUGCGUUGGGUGUGGAUUUGGGGACGGUAGGGGUUGAGGAGAAGGAGGCGUAUGGGGUUGAGGAGGGGACUAGGAUGAUUCGGUAUGAGUUCGUGCUGGUGAGUGAGAGUGAGGCGAGGGAGUUGAGGGAGAUGAAGGCUAUGGAGGCCGUGGAGGCACAAGGGAGGAGGAUGAAGAUGUGGAACGAUUUGCAUGUGCCGGUUGUAGCUUGAUGCGCAACAUAUGAAGCAGACUUAUGUGAAGCAAAUCAUAGUAUUCUUAUACAAGUUACAAGAACUUUUGUUGCUAUGCAAUGCUGCGAGUUUGCCCGAGCAAAAUCGCUCUAUAUCGAUCUAAUUUCGACGACUACCGCU
Messenger RNA from Pseudovirgaria hyperparasitica, 585 nucleotides. RefSeq lists its product as uncharacterized. Gene Ontology annotation, molecular function: oxidoreductase activity, acting on single donors with incorporation of molecular oxygen, incorporation of two atoms of oxygen; iron ion binding. The coding region runs from base 55 to 444 and encodes 129 amino acids. The record is from RefSeq and is a predicted model, not a curated record. The transcript has a single exon. Lineage: Eukaryota; Fungi; Ascomycota; Dothideomycetes; Acrospermales; Acrospermaceae.